Molecule: messenger RNA, 2853 nt
Organism: Ipomoea nil (Japanese morning glory)
Lineage: Eukaryota; Viridiplantae; Streptophyta; Magnoliopsida; Solanales; Convolvulaceae
Product: GBF-interacting protein 1-like
Exons: 9
Coding region: 189-2363 (724 amino acids)
Source: RefSeq, a predicted model, not a curated record
UCACUGUUCCUUCCCCCUCCUCCUCCGCCAUCGCUUUUCCCAUUUUCUUCUCUCUACUAUUCUAUACAUACACGUAGAAGAUAUAUUGAUUAUACUAUAUACAUAAACAACAUACGUAGCAGGUAUUAUACACAACUAUACAUACGCAACACUUGAACAAAUUUUGGGCCGGGGUUGGUAUAGUAACAAUGAGCAAUGGCAGCAGCAUGAACAGCGGUGCUGGAGGAGGAGCAGCGUCAAGGGUUUCAAUCGCGAGCAAUGUGCGGGAGACGAUUCGGCAGAUAAAGGAAAUCACUGGGAAUCACAGUGAGGAGGAGAUAUAUGCGAUGCUUAAAGAAUGCUCCAUGGAUCCCAACGAGACUACGCAGAAGCUCCUCUUCCAGGAUACCUUUCAUGAAGUAAAGAAGAAACGUGACCGGAAGAAAGAGAAUAUGAACAAGGGGUUUGCAAAGCCUAAUUGGAAACCGGGCAUGCAGGGGUGCUGGAAUAAGGGUGGCCAUGGAAACUAUCCAUCUCAUUAUGCAUCUCAUGAUUCUGGCAGGGGAAAAAACUCUGGCAAGGAAAACCAAACCAGCCAAAUGUUGGAGAAGAGCAUUAGCCGUACCUCUGUUCCUACUCUACGGGAGGAGAAAAGUAUUUCAAGCUUGUCAAUAGCCUUACCUAAUGGAUCAAGCAGUGGAUCUUCUGGAUCAGAUGCUGGUGAUGUUAGUGGUAAGUUGGAGGGGCAGCAAUGUCCAGCACCAAUUGAUGCAAGGAAAAGCCCUAAAGUUGGACAAUGUACUAGGGAUACACAUAGGCAUCCUAGUAUGAAUGGCAACACUGCUACAUCAACUGCUUUAGUUCCCUCAUCAAGAGCUUAUUUCUCAACAUCAGAUCCAGUGCUAUUGUCUUCACAAGAUUCACAAUCUAUUGGUACAGUGGAAGGACUUAGAUGUGAACUUGGAAGCCAGCAUGUCCCUGUUAAACAUGCCCCUUCUGACUCUAAUGACAGCAAGACACCCUCUGCUAGCAUUGCUAAAGAUUGGAAGCUGAAGGCUGCAAAUGCAAAUUCUGCUCAGGCAUCUGAUGCAGGCACUUCAGCUGAACUUUCUAUGGUUUCUGUUGAAGCCCAAACUGAAAGGAAGCCUAGGCCAGAUGUUAUGGAACUUCAAAAGAAGUUAAAGGAGUCGAUGAACAUUUUGGAAGUUCGACAUGUUAUUAUCCCAAGUCACUUUCAGGUUCUUGAAGCUGAAAAACUUGGGUUUUGUUUUGGAAGCUUUGAUGCUAACUAUUACUUAGACACAAAUUCAAACAAUGUACCUCAGGAUGACAAGAAGCCACUUAUUUCCAAAACUACUGAGCAUAUUGAAGAAACUGCAAGAGAGCAAUUUCCAAGGAAUGAAAGUGAAUUGACAACUGUAGAUGUAGAUGUGGCAGAAGAUUUUGAUCAUCCUCAGUUGUCUUCACAUGGGCAGGAGAAUCCUCCAUCCAAGGGAGAUGAAGUCUUGCCCUCUGCUCCAAAAUACAAAAUAUUAAAACAAGAGAGUGUGCAUGGAGGACAGCAACAUUCUGCCGUUCAUACAUCUCCCAACUACAGCUUUGGUUUCAUGCCGCCAAUAUUAGGCAGUCAGCUUCGAUCUUUUGACAGCUGUGAUUCUCAAACUAGUGAUGUGUCUUGUCCUCCAAACUUUGUUGGUGGCAGCCACCUGGUUUCAUCUACAGCAGCUGCAACACCGCUUGUGACUCAACUUUCUGGGCUUAUGCAAAGUUCUAUAGGUGUAACUCAGCCGCCUCUCCCUCUAUUUCGACAACCAGCUGGAGUGCACCUUCCUCAUUAUAUUCCAUAUGGUCACUAUUUGUUACCAUUUUACAUUGCGCCACUGACAAUCCAACAAUUAUUUAGCAAUGGUUCAUUACCUCAGCAACCUCUGGCUGGCAGUCUAUAUCCACCACCACCACCACCACCACCACCAGUUGCCAAAUAUUUACCAUCACAAUAUAAGCAGGGGUCUAAUUCGGCAAACGUAACUCACAUUGGGGCCCCUGGUAACUAUGGACCACAUGACUCUACAGCCAAUUAUAAUCCUGCUUCUGCAACAGUUGGGAACCCGUCAUCUAAUGAUGAAAAUUCUGCAUCUCAAUUCAAGGCGAGCUCCUUCUAUAGUUCUCCUCGGGGUCAAGUGGCAUUUACUACACCCCCGCAGCCUGUUCAUGGAACGGCCUCUGGUCUUUACCAUCCGGUGCCUCCUGUGACGACCCCUACUGUUCACCCCCUGCUACAACAGUCUCAAUUGUUGGCUGGACCACUUGAUAUUGUGGGACCCGCAGCCAGCAUAUAUCAUCAACCACUACAUUCACAUAUUACCUGGCCAAGCAGCUACUAAGCUAGCAAUAUAGUUUUCCACUGUAAAACAGGAACAAGAAUUCAUACUCGGAAAUGAGGUACGAUGAUACAGAGAUUGAUAGUAAAUGAUGAAGGUGGCCUAGGUAUCUUUUUAUUGCUCGGGCCGAAGAUUGAAAGGAUGAAACCAACCAUCUUAUGAGAGAAUCAAAGUUUUAUACGGAUAUUACUUUAGCAGUCCUACUGAAAUUGUUUUCUCAUCAAUUUGCCAAGGGCCAUCUAAGUCUUCAGUUUCUUAGGAUCAGCAUGGAGGGUCAAAAAUCUUUAUAUUUGCUUUCUUGCUUUCUCCUUUUGGAAGGUUAGGACUCAAAAAAGCAAAUCAGUUUUGGGUGUUCAGGGAGUUUAGAUAUACUUUUGUUUCUCUUCAUCAUAUGCUUCAGCAGCUUUUUUGUAAGGCAUUUUGACAGCAAGCUAAGGUGUAUCAAUACUGUUGUAACCACUAACCAGUAGCUGGUAUAAACAAAUUUGAGGCA